AUGGCUACAAACGCCGAAUCAUCAGCCAUGGCCGUCGCCAAAGGCGGCUCAGACACAGCCGACGUUGUCAUUUGGGGUAUUGUCUAUAAUGAUGAUUACAAGAAAAAUGUGAAAGAGAAAACUGUCAAUCAGUUUUACGAAGAGAGCUUGCGCCCAAAGGGCAAGUCCGCGACCAAGUCUAGUAAGGCUAAAGUGAACAACGAUGACAUCGAUAGCGGGAACAACAAUAGUACUGGAAAUACUCUAGAUCUACGACCCGGAGAAGUGAUGGGUGAGAACAUCUUAGCCCCAGAAGGCAAAUUUCUGAAGGCAAUCGUAUUAGAAGACGGUAGACGACAAGAUAUCCCCGAGACAAAAUCAUACCGCCCUGUUUACGGACCUAGCGAGCCCAAAACCGCACCGGCGAGGUACACUCCUCGUACCAGCAUGCAGGACAUUCAUUGGGCGAUGAUCGCCACGGACGGAAAGUCGUAUCACAAAGCUAACGAGCGAGACGGCGUCAACCCCCAAAAGAUGGGCCCUGCUAAAGGAAGUCCCUUUACGCUCUGUGAUGUCGAAAAGGACAUCUUCAUCAUAGACAGAUACGCUUUGGCAUGUGUCGAGCGUCCCGAUGGCGUCAACGGAAACCACAAGGCUGAUAUUUUUGGGACGACUGCUACCAAGCAAGCUCGUCAGCGGAUUGACGAUUGGCUUCUACGGCCAAAGAAUGUUCUCUUCAACGUCAAUGACCCGGGUAGUCUUCUGAUCUACUUGGAUCUCCUUGAGAGAGCGUCGAAGUACGGAAAGGACGGGAGCAAAGAUCUUCUCAAUCAGAAGAGAACAGUUGGUUUCUUCUCGGGCCCCAAGCAGUGCAACCACGAUGAUUGCAACAAGUGGCGCAACGAGCAGGCGACGAAGAUGCGCACCCCCGCCCAGAAGAACAUCUUGAAGCAACCUUGGUGGGUCUUUGCCGACUUCUGUCCGAUGGGCACGAAUGCGAUCUCUUUUAAGACUUCGCAACACUCUGAGGACAUCAUUUCAAUCGAGAACAUCCGCAAUGAAGAUGCCAAUCGCACUCGCGCCUUCUGCCACGCAGUGCUAAACCAUUCUCCCUUCAAGGAGGGCUAUGCAAUUCUUCACCAGGACAAUAUGUUCCCGCUCUUGGUUCACGCUAGUGGUCAGUGUUUGACUCCCAAUGACACCGGAAGGGACAAACUAGAUGAAAUUGUUAGCCAAGUUAGGGAUGGCCGCGCGUGUUAUGGUUGUGCUGAGAAGCGCGACACAAACAAGAUCUUCGGUAUGAAUGAUCUUCUUAAAGAUCAAGCUACGGGGUUGAUCUAUCUCAACUACGAGGUAGAUGAGGACACCACAAUGAUGGAUGCGUAA
Messenger RNA from Daldinia loculata, 1365 nucleotides. RefSeq lists its product as uncharacterized. The record is from RefSeq and is a predicted model, not a curated record. The transcript has a single exon. NCBI's taxonomy places the organism in Eukaryota, Fungi, Ascomycota, Sordariomycetes, Xylariales, Hypoxylaceae. Bases 1 to 1365 code for a protein of 454 amino acids.